GAACAGAUUCAGAGCGAUGGUUCCAUUCCUGAGUCUAACUCCGACAGAGCCCGGAAAAACUGGUGAGUUCAAGCCAGGUGCUUGUGGAUGGCACAAUGGUGGAUGUGUGGAUCGGUGGAUAAAAGGUGAAUGGUUGGAUGUGUGGAUUCCGAUUAAGAGAAGACUGGCUGUGAACGUUUGUAGCGUAUUUUCCAUUUAAUUAAUGGAUUCAGGCAUGUACUCUUGGGAUUUAGGUAUGGAUAAAUUGACAGAUGUAUGGUUAAGUUGACAGAUGUGUGGAUAAAUUGACAUAUGUGCUGAUAAAUUGACACAUUUAUUGAUAUGUUGAUAGAUUCAUAGAUAAAUUGAAAGAUGUAUGGAUAAAUUGCAAAAUUUAUGGAUAAAUUGACCAACUUAUGGAUAAAUUGACCAACUUAUGGAUGGACUCAUCGUUAAGGAAGAAACGAAAUCAUGGGUUGGAUGUCUGAAUUACUAAGUUGAUGUGUUCUAUAAUACAAAAUGUUUAAAAAUGGCUAAAAAAAAUCGAACUUGAUAAACUCCUUUUGAAUGGGACAUAAGAAUCCAUGCAUGAUAGAACAGUUCUUGGUGGGUAUCUUGUAGUGCAAAUUAAUAUUAGAUUAGAUUCACACAUGAGCGGCGUCCAAAUGUGAAACUGAGCUAUCUCUUAGUGAUGAAUAUGAUUCAAACAGUUUGAUCUUGCAUUCAGUUGACUCCGUUCUCUAUUUCCGGCUAGCAGUAGUUGUUAGGGGGGGGGGGGGGGGGGUUACAAGGCUACGCAAACCACCCAGCGCCUUCUUGAAAUGUUUUGUUUUGGCGAUUGGGGACGUAAUCCGCCAUUGAAGCUGAGGCGUAGCGAGGGUGUUUGAGAUAAUAUUUGCGCCCGGGGACAAGAUCCAUUUUAAAGCCCCCCUUUUUCUUUUUUUCAACUCUCAAAACAAUUAUUUUCAUCAAUAAAAUAAUAUUAAAGCACAUUUUGGCACCCCUAACUCGCUGGCGACCGGGGAAUCUGUCCCCCCUGCCCCCCCCCCGCUACGCCUCUGCAUUGAAGGUUUAAGUUCCAAGAUAACGUCUCCGACCGACUUAACGAUCCGAUGGUUAUUUGAUUCAAACGUAUUUGACAUGGUUUACGUCAGCCCUUAUGGGGGGAAGGUAAAUGUUGGGGGGAGGGGUGGUGUCGUAGGAGGGGAGAUGGUAGAGUUUACCUGUGCAACACGCUUGAACAGUGGUUUUUUUCAACCCGGGGAUUCCGCGAAAACUAAGAAUUAAGGGGUUCUGUGAGCGCCAGCCUAGGCCAAGGGUUCCGCAAAAUGGCCAGCGAAAAUAUAUUUUAUAUAUAUAUAUAUAUAUAUAUAUAUUUAAAUGGCUUGAAAUCAUGAACACCGGUGUAAGGUAUGUAACGGUGUUGCGGCCAGGGGGUGGGGGUUGUGGGAGGGUGGGGGGGGGGAGUACGACUCCGUGAAGGCAAUGUUUCCUGAAUGACUGUAUACAUUUUUCUUGAAUUCAACUUUUUAACACUCUAGGAGUAAAACAAUUUUUUUUUAAAAAUUAAUCACCCCAAGACAUCAGCUACUCACGUGUUUACCGAUGUGCUGUCAUGCGUGACGCGGAGUCUUCGUUCGGUAAUAAUUCCCUUCCAUCAAGUCAGGUCAAUUUUUGAAAGAGAUUGUAAAAAAAGCAUCUUUUUUUUUUUUUUCUAGCAAUAUCGACGUUUUAUUUAGAAACAUCAAGUUGCCAGAUUUUAGACGACUGUUUCAUUGUAAUGUUUCUUUACAUUCCUUCGUGUGUUGUUUUUUUUUUUUUUGGGCUGUUAAUACAUAUAUAUAUAUAUAUAUAUAUAAAUAUAUAGAAACAUCAAGUUGCCAGAUUUUAGACGACUGUUUCAUUGUAAUGUUUCUUUACAUUCCUUCGUGUGUUGUUUUUUUUUUUUUUUGGGCUGUUAAUACAUAUAUAUAUAUAUAUAUAUAUAAAUAUAUAUCAUCAUCAUCAUGUCCCUUAGUCCUUGGACCGUUGGGGCGCCACAGAUGACAUGUGAACCAUCCUCCUCCAUUCGUCUCUGUCUUCUGCACUACGCACUGCAUCGCCCAGUGUUAGUCCUGUCCACUCUUUGAUGUUAUCCUCCCAUCUUUUUUCUUUGUCUUCCUCUUCUUCUCCCUCCUCUUGUGGUGCCCUGCAAUAUUUCUUUGGCAAGCCCUUGUUUCCUUGUUAUGUGGCCGUACCAUUGUAGUUUGCGUUUUUAUAAAUACAUAUUUGAGAGUGGAUGGUGGAAGAUAACAAGUUCGUUUUCAUUUGAUUUAAUCAUCCACGCUAAAGAAGAAUUAGCUAUCCUCAAGGCGUUGCGAAAUUUGUGUAUUUAGUCAUUGAGAAAGAUCAACCUACCUCAUAAAAUUUGAGCUCAAACCCAUUUAUUAACAUCUUUUAAAGAAACGUUCUGACGAGUUGGAGCUGAGAACAUUCUCCCCCCUAAAUAAAAAGCUUUUCUUUAAACAACUCAUGUCGACCACCGAGACUGACACAUUUUUUGUUGUUGUUAAGUUAAAGGAAAGUUCAACAUAUUGUUCUAUUCAUGAUCGGUUGUGUUUCAACUUGUUAUUACACUCAAAAUCAGAUUUAAUCCACUCAAGCAGGGGUUCUUAACUAUUUUUUGUUUAUAGACCCCUUCGCAAAUACGAAGAGCGCCGCGGAUCCCUUCUUAGAAUAAAUAAAUUUAAAUACGUGUUACAAAUUUACAGUGGAAAGACAGCUGGCGGAACUGUUGAUACAUGUUCUCGCGCACCACGGGCUGGGAACCGCUCCGUGGAAAAAAAAUUCAAUUUUAAAUUUAAAUUGAAGGAUUGCUGUUGUACGGUAAAGCUAUCAUUGAAACGUUGGAUUAAUGUAUACAUUAAAAUGAGGCUAGGCGUAGCCUGAUAGUUAUGACUGCACAUCUAUUAUUUCUACACAUUUUAUCUCUAAUGAUAUAAAAAAAUUAAUUUAAUUUUCUUUUUCCCUUAAUCUUUCUGACCCAUACAUUCAUGAUGAGCAAUGGUUUAUUGAUCUUAUUCGUCUUAGCAGAAUGGAAAAAAAAAAACCCAUGGUGAAAGAUCAAUUAAAAUCCCUCGAAACCCAUUGCCCGUGAACUACAUCAAUAUUCUUCUAGCCUUGUUAAGCUUCUUAGAGUUCAUCAUCAACUACAUUUUAAGAUUAAUUACCGACUUGUAAAAACACUGUUAAAACCAUUCACCUGACAAGUCAUUACUGCAGUUGAACGCUGAGUUUAUUGGAGUUGAACGCUGGGCCUGACUGUGAGUUUAUUGGAGUUGAACGCUGGGCCUGACUGUGAGUUUAUUGGAGUUGAGUGCUGGGCCUGACUGUGAGUUUAUUGGACUUGAGUGCUGGGCCUGACUGUGAGUUUAUUGAAGUUGAACGCUGGGCCUGUCUGUGAAUUUAUUGGAGUUGAACGCUGGGCCUGUCUGUGAGUUUAUUGGAGUUGAACGCUGGGCCUGUCUGUGAGUUUAUUGGAGUUGAACGCUGGGCCUGUCUGUGAGUUUAUUGGAGUUGAACGCUGGGCCUGUCUGUGAAUUUAUUGGAGUUGAACGCUGGGCCUGUCUGUGAGUUUAUUGGAGUUGAACGCUGGGCCUGACUGUGAGUUUAUUGGAGUUGAACGCUGGGCCUGACUGUGAGUUGGCGGAGAGAACCAGCCGUGUCAUUGUUUGUGUGUUCCAAGCAUGGAAAUGUGUAUGAUUAUAUCGAGUUUAAACAGUCUAAGUACACAUGGGAUACAAAUAACAAAACUAACGCUAAUUUAGACAACCUUUGGAACAGCAUUGUUUUGGUCAAAAUUUAAUUGCGUUCCUUUUAAAAGCUUUGUUUAAAAUACAUACAAAAUUAUUGUUAGCCUAAGAAACAACUCUUUAAACAUCGUUGCGUUUUCAGAAUAUACAUUGGCGAUCCAUUAAAAUUUAAAAUUUUGUUAAAAAUUCAUUUCGUAGAAAAUUAUGAGUUUCGAUCUCAAAUAGUUCAUUUUAUUUAAAAAUAUCUGUCAAUUCUGUUGGUAUUUUUAUUCAAAUUAAUAUUACUAAUUUGAAAAAUUGCAAGGUGAAACAUUAAUGAAAAUGUUUACAGUUCACAAAAAAAAAAUUGAUUUAACUAGACCUAAGCGGUGUAUUUUUGUUUGUGCUUGUUGUACUUCUUUGUUACAAGACGUUUUUGGCUAUGCUAGCGGGGCCCUCACCGUCUUUGCUAUUGAGCUGAUGUCAAGCUUACAUUUGAUAACAUAUUUUUUUUUUAAAAGGCUGUUUAAAAAAAAACAGACUUUCUAUCACAGACAAUUGUAAACGAACGCAAUAAAAAGUAGAAAAUAAUUACGCCUCCCUGCCCAUCCUUCUUCCGCCGUUCACUGAACGAAGCAGACGCGAUGAAUCACAAUCAACUGAGCGAAAGAGUCGCGUGUGCCAACAAAGACAAAUUGGGAUGGACAUAGAAGAGGGAAAUGCGUGUAGAAAGAAGGUCGUCUUGAAUUACAAGUUUGAAUGUUUAUCGGCAGUCAUUCAGUCAGUGUUUGUAAAAUGCGGUCAGUGUUUGUAAACUACAGUCAGUGUUUGUAAAAUGCAGUCAGUGUUUGUAAAAUGCGGUCAGUGUUUGUAAAAUGCAGUCAGUGUUUGUAAAAUACAGUCAGUGUUUGUAAAAUACAGUCAGUGUUUGUAAAAUACAGUCAGUGUUUGUAAAAUACAGUCAGUGUUUGUAAAAUGCAGUCAGUGUUUGUAAAAUGCGGUCAGUGUUUGUAAAAUGCGGUCAGUGUUUGUAAAAUGAGGUCAGUUUUUGUAAAAUGCAGUCACUGUUUGUUGUUGUUGCUUAGUUGCAUUCAGUAGUAUUGGAGACCUCCAUGUAGUAGAGCUAGAGUAGUGCUCUGAAUUCUCAGAAGGGGAAAAAAAAUACAUGUAAAUGAUAAACUUUUAUAGAAACACAUUUUGUAUGGCUUCAUAAAAAUAAAUGAAGCUUUCACUCAACCUUAGUUAUGUAUCUAUUCCAAACAUACCGUGCUAAAAACUCCUCCUUUAAAACCAUUUUUGCCCCCCCCCCCAACCGAGGCACGUGCUGCGUCUGCUCGAGUAUUUAUUACGCCUGUGGGUCAGACGUCCAGCUGUCAAUCACUGUAUUGAUCUCCCUACCUGCCCCAUUAUAGAAACACAUUUUGUAUGGCUUCAUAAAAAUAAAUGAAGCUUUCACUCAACCUUAGUUAUGUAUCUAUUCCAACCAUACCGUGCUAAAAACUCCUCCUUUAAAACCAUUUUUGCCCCCCCCCCCCAACCGAGGCACGUGCUGCGUCUGCUCGAGUAUUUAUUACGCCUGUGGGUCAGACGUCCAGCUGUCAAUCACUGUAUUGAUCUCCCUACCUGCCCCAUAUGUUUUUUUGUUGUUUUUUUUUUGUUAUUGUUUUAUGUGGCAGGCCGGAAUUUUCCUGACUGAUAAUUACCGGAGGACAUCUCUUACGGCUCCUGCAUCAGACGGAAGAAACAUUGCCCGCAGACAUUGUGCCCGCUAUUAUCUGGCAGUUUCGGUUCAGGGCGCAAGGACACAGAGGUUGGGGGGGGGGAGGGGGAGGCGUAGAGGUAAAUGGGAGUGAUUUUCAGCUAUUUCUAUAAAUGCAGCCUACUCAUGACGUAGAUAACGUAUGACGAUAAAAGAGUAGGAUUUUUUUUAGACAAACAAUAAUAGUCCAUCUGAUUUGACACAGUUUUUAAACUUACUCUUAAUAUAUUUUUUCCCCAAGCUGAUCGACAACAGUUGACGUACAUGGACACUUCUUGUUCACUUAAUUAUACAAUCCACGUAAAUGGACACUUCCGGUUCACUUAAUUAUACUAUCCAUGUAUAAGAUCACUUCCGGUUCACUUAAUUAUAGAAUCCACGUAAAUGUACAUUUCCGGUUCACUUAAUUAUACGGUCCAUGUAAAUAGACACUUCCGGUUCACUUAAUUAUACUAUCCAUGUACAUGGACACUUCCGGUCCACUUAAUUAUACGGUACAUGUAAAUAGACACUUCCGGUCCACUUAAUUAUACGGUACAUGUAAAUAGACACUUCCGGUUCACUUAAUUAUACUAUCCAUGUAAAUGGACACUUCCGGUUCACUUUAUUAUACUAUCCAUGUAAAUGGACACUUCCGGUUCACUUAAUUAUGCUAUCCGUGUAUAUGGACACUUCCGGUUCACUUAAUUAUACGGUCCAUGUAAAUAGACACUUCCGGUUCACUUAAUUAUACUAUCCAUGUACAUGGACACUUCCGUUUCACUUAAUUAUACGGUACAUGUAAAAAGACACUUCCGUUCACUUAAUUAUACUAUCCAUGUACAUGGACACUUCAGGUUCCCCAUCCUGAGUUGCAAGUUGCAAUGCAAUCUCUUUUAUCUUUAUCGCGCGUUUUCUCUGUUAAUUUACGCAUUUCUUUCCAGUCUCCUGGUCUGAUCUGCUUGUGCAGUUUGUACGGUGGCGAUUACCGUCUCCACUCAAGUCUCACGUCUCUUAUGCUAAAAACAAACCAAAAAAACAACGUUAUUUGUGACAGUUUUACGUGAGCUUUGGAUUGUCUGAAUAACAUUAAUGACACGCGUGCUUCUCGCGGUCAACUGAAGCAAUCUUACGUCCAAUAAUACAAGCAAGAGAAAGUCAAGGAAUACUUCUUUUUUUAAAUAAUACGUCCAGACAAAAAGAAAAGGGCGUCAAUGACAGGGGCCUGGCCAAUGACAGCAUAUGACAAUUAUAGUUUAAUUAAGACUUUAACGGAGUCAGUUGAGAACAUGACAUUUCGAUGACGGUAAAAAGGAAUUGAGGAUGAAGCGUUUGUUUGUUUGUUUGUUGAUUUGUUGUUGUUGUUGUUGGUUUGUUUGUUGUUGUUUUUUUUUUGUUUUUUUUUUGGGGGGGGGGAUUAUAAUUAGGCCUCACUUUCUUGUAUACGAUGCCUGUUUUUUUAUUUCCUUUCCCACGUUCCCAUUGGCGUUAGUGUUCUUUUUAAGAAUCUCUUGUCUACGCCAAUGUAUACGACUCUAUAAAAUAGUAUAGUAUAAAUAAUUAUUUAUUUAUUAUUUAUUUACAUAGUUUAACUGACUGUCAUGUGUUGCAGACAUUAUGGGGUUGUUGUUGUUUCUUUUCUCAUCGUUCCUUUCUCCGAAGCGUUGUGACCUUAUUGCAUGUAUAUUUGUCAGGGACAUGGUAAGGCGAAACUUGAUGGACAAACAGCAUCUGUUGGAGUCCACGGUACAGAAGUACAGGUCGGAGCUGGCAUCAGCGACGUCCACCAUUGCAGGGAAGGACAUUCUCAUCGCGAGGCUGCAAAGUGCGGUGAGCUGACAUGGGGUCUGCAGGGGAGGUUACUUUCAUUGGUCGAACUAGUGCCCAUCACGAGACGUUCGUGGUUGUGGCACGCUUCGUGGUACUGUGGUACUGAGUCAUGACCUUCUGGGAUUUUUUUUUUUUAAACUGUGAAGCACCGUAGAUGGCAAUGUCAAUUGAAAUUGUAUCUGCAGGAACAUUUGUUUUAUUCUGAGAGAGAGAGAGAGAGAGAGAGAGAGAGAGAGAGAAAGGCAGACACACAGACAGAUGUGUGUGUAUAUAUAUAUAUAUAUAUAUAUAUAUAUAUAUGUAUGUAUAUAGAGAGAGAGAGAGAGAGAGAGAGAGAGAGAGGGAGUUGUUUUUUUAGAGAGAGAGAGAGAGAGAGAGAGAGAGAGAGAGAGAGAGACAGACACACAGAGAGAUGUGUGUGUAUAUAUAUAUAUAUAUAUAUAUAUAUAUAUGUAUGUAUAUACAGAGAGAGAGAGAAAGAGAGAGAGAGGGAGGGAGUUGUUUUUUUUGUUGUCAGAGACGGUUAACAUCUUUAGCAAUCUAUAUUGACCUAUUGUCUAGUUGUUUCUAUGCUGACAACAUACAUUAUUUUCAUAGGCCUUUUUUAAAACAAGAAAACAUCUCAAACUGUAUAAAGAUAAACUAAUUUUUUUUACAUUUUAUUUCCGGAAAAGGUCAGUCGAGGAUGCAUCACAAUGUACUUUUUUAUUUGUAAAAAGUCCCACUAGAUCUAAUUCUAAUUUAAAACUGCGUGUCGGCUAACUGUCGGGAUUUAACAUGGCUCACUUUGGUCCAGUCGAGCAAAUAGAAACAAGAAGCAUUAAGAACAGUUUUUACGUGCUUGAACACUUAGACCACAUAUACAAGCUCUGUAACGUGCGGAGAGGCGGCAUUCGGGUCCUGGAACCCAGGCAGAUCGUCGCGAGACUUUUUGAAGAAAAAAAAAGGGGAUGUAGACUGCCGUCAUGUCAAUAACAGUGAACUCACAAAGACGUCCGUACAUGUCAACACCAGUGAACUCACAAAGACGUCCAGACAUGUCAAUACCAGUGAUUUCAAUUUUUUUUUCCCAUUCCAACUUUCGGGCACUUUGAAAAAAACGCCCCCCCCCCCCCCCCCCCACGCCCCCGGACCUUCCCUACAGUCGCUGGGGCUCCAGGGGUCCCACGGGACGACUCUGAACCCAGAGUUAAAACUCACCCAAAUAUCGAUAUUGUAUAUUUUUGUAACAGCCAAACUGACCAAUGAUGGGUGUUGUUUCCCACUGAUUUUAUUUCAGGCCAUUCAGCACGAGGAAGAGCUCGCCAACAAAGACAAACGGAUCAAACAGCUCGAGACCAAGCUGGCGCUCACCGUCUCGGAGGCCAGGAACCUCGCUGACCAGCUGACCAACCACUCGUACAGGGACAUGCUCGGCUCCACCAACUACAGCCGGGGGGAGCACUCGGGUGACUACAACGGUGUGUUCGUCGCCCGCCGCCCAAGCCAGGAGCUCAUCCCGG
Lymnaea stagnalis (great pond snail) is the source of this 8819-nucleotide messenger RNA. The record is from the annotation of a GenBank genome assembly. Lineage: Eukaryota; Metazoa; Mollusca; Gastropoda; Lymnaeidae.